Syzygium oleosum is the source of this 1767-nucleotide messenger RNA. RefSeq lists its product as uncharacterized. The record is from RefSeq and is a predicted model, not a curated record. The transcript has 2 exons. Lineage: Eukaryota; Viridiplantae; Streptophyta; Magnoliopsida; Myrtales; Myrtaceae. Bases 262 to 1650 code for a protein of 462 amino acids.
GCCACACGCCCUUGUCUCCCCCACAUCACCAUCACCCUUAUCGCCUCCCCCCAUAAAACCCAUCCGGCCUCAUCCCUGCCUCGUCCUCAACUCUGCAGAAAUUUUUGCUGGUCUCCCUCCUAUAUCCUGAACUGGGUUUGAGGAAAGAAGGGAUCUUGCACCCCACGGUGGAGGCUGUCGAGGCUCGAGGUGUUGCAUUUCGGGGUUUCUUGAGGUUUUGCUGACUUGGGUGGCGGGAUCUUUGGAGGCAUUGGUCCAGGGAUGCUAGGUCUAGAAAUGCCUCUGCAUCAUCAGCAACAGAACCCCCCAAAUGCCCAAAACCCUCACUCCUUGCACCACCCACAGGUGGUGGGCUAUGCCCACCACGAGGCUGACCACCACCCUCAGUCUCAGCCGCCGGGGAAACCUGGGUAUGCCUACGCUUCUAAGUCCAAGCAACAGCUGACCCUUAGCGACGACGACGAGGCCGGGUUCAAUGCUGAUGAUAGCGCCGGGGACGGCAAGAGGAAGGCGUCCCCGUGGCAGAGGAUGAAGUGGACCGACACCAUGGUUAAGCUCCUGAUAAUGGCCGUGCUCUAUAUCGGCGACGAAGGAGGUUCGGAGUCGAACGACCCCAAAAAGAAGCCCGGGGGUUUGCUUCAGAAGAAAGGGAAGUGGAAGUCGGUGUCGCGAGCUAUGAUGGAAAAGGGGUUCUACGUGUCGCCGCAGCAGUGCGAGGACAAGUUCAAUGAUUUGAAUAAGAGGUAUAAGCGGGUGAACGACAUACUUGGGAAGGGGACGGCUUGCCGGGUGGUGGAGAACCAGAGCUUGUUGGAAAUGAUGGAUUUGUCGCCGAAGAUGAAGGAAGAAGUUAAGAAGCUGCUCAACUCGAAGCAUUUGUUCUUUAGAGAGAUGUGUGCUUAUCAUAAUAGUUGCGGUCAUGGUCCUGGCGGUAGUGGUGGCGCCGGCGGUGCCCACCACUCACCUGAGGUGGCUGUGGAGCCAUCUCACAUCCAGCAGCAGCAGCAGGUGACUCAGCGAGGGUGCUUUCACGCUGCGGACUCUGUGGCUGGUGAUCAUUUGGGUAAAACAGAAACUGAGGCUUCAAAGAUGGUAAAGGGAGGAAGCGGCGAAGAAGAAUACGGCGACGAUGAGGACGAAGAUUCGGAAGACGAGGAUGACGAUGAAAGUGAUGAUGAGGUGGGAGAAGGUGGUUCGAGGGGUCACAGUGCGCAGGGACAUGAAGAUGAACAUGAUCAUAGCGAGAGGACAUCGUCGCUCAAAAGGCCGAGGAGAUGCCUACUCUCGCUCUCUACAGCACUCGUGCAGCAACUGAGUGGUGAGGCAACGAGUGUGAUGCAAGACGGCAAUAGGAGUCCGUGGGAGAAGAAGCAGUGGAUGAAGGCGAAGCUGUUGCAUCUGGAGGAGCAGCAAGUGAGCUACCAGCUGCAGGCGUUCGAGCUCGAGAAGCAGCGGCUGAAGUGGGUGAGGUUCAGCGGCAAGAAGGAUAGGGAAAUGGAGAGAGCCAAGCUCGAGAACGAGCGGAGGAGGCUCGAGAACGAGAGAAUGGUGCUUGUCAUCCGCCAGAAGGACCUCGAAUUGCUCGAUCUUCAACAGCAGCAGCAACAUUCAUCCAACAAACGGAGUGAACCGUCGUCGGUCACGGGAUAAUUUGUACAUUUUAUAAGAUAGAGUAGACACAAAGAACUGGUUAUUCUUCAGCAGAAGUGUUAGUUGUGAUCUCAGUAUUUCUGUAUGAAUUGAAUUGCUUAGCUGUUUUCUUUAGAA